Messenger RNA from Setaria italica (foxtail millet), 1215 nucleotides. Its product is annotated as probable 2-oxoglutarate-dependent dioxygenase AOP1. Gene Ontology annotation, molecular function: dioxygenase activity. Bases 31 to 996 code for a protein of 321 amino acids. Lineage: Eukaryota; Viridiplantae; Streptophyta; Magnoliopsida; Poales; Poaceae. The record is from RefSeq and is a predicted model, not a curated record. The transcript is spliced from 3 exons.
CUGCUCACGGACCCCGGAGACGGCGAGGAGAUGGGCGCGGAGGCGAGGCAGCUGGAGCUCCCCCGCAUCGACUUCUCCGGCGUGGACCCGUCGGCGCCGGGCGCCGGGGAGUGGGCGGCGGUGCGAGCCCAGGUGGUCGACGCCCUCGCUACGUUCGGCUGCUUCGACGCGCACUACCCGGCGCUCACCCCGGACCUCCGCGCCGCGUUCUUCGACGGCGCCGUCAAGAAGCUCUUCGCGCUCCCUGACGACGCCAAGCGCCGCAACACCUGCAGCCCCGACAGGCCCCUCUUCGGCUACCUCGGCAGCAUGGCCGGGUUCACGAACGCCUACGAGAGCCUCGCCAUCUCGGACCGCGUCGAACCAGAGCGCGUCCGAGCCUUCGCCGACCUCAUGUGGCCGGGCGGCGACAACGCCGCCUUCUGCGAGGCCGUCCAUGGCGCGGCGCGGCGGAUCGCGGAGCUCGAGGAGUCGGUGCAGAGGAUGGUGAUGGAGGGGCUCGGGGUGCCCGAGUACCACGACGCGAUGAGGGAGUCGAUGCGGCACGUGUUCCGGAUGGCGCGUUACAACGCACCCGGCGGCGACGCCGAGGGGAAGGAGGUCAGGUACGGGACCCACCAGGACUGCAGCAUGCUCACCGUCGUCUGCCAGCACGCGGUGGACGGCCUGGAGGUGCAGACCGGCGACGGGGAGUGGAUCCAUUUCAGGCCGUCGUCGCCGGCGUCGCUCGUCGUCAUAGCCGGCAACGAGCUCCGGGCGUGGACAAACGACAGGGUGCGCGCGCCAUUUCACCGGGUCACCGUCGGUGGGGAUGUCGCUAGGUACUCGGCCAUCUUGUUCGCGCUGCCCGGUCUGAAGAUCCAGGCGCCGGAUGAGCUCGUUGACGAGGAGCACCCGCCCCGUUUCAAGCCCCACUGCAACGACGACUUCAUGCACUUCUGCGUCGCUCAUGGAGCUCGCCAUGAGGAUAGACUCAAGGACUUCUGCGGAGUGUAGGCAACGAUGUACUACUACUACUACCUGCGACCCUGAGCCCCAAGUACUGUCUGAACGAAACAAGAACACUCUGGGAAGCGUGAGAGGAAUGAAUCGGUUUCGAAGUAUGUGACGUUUAAUCUGCGAUCUUACUGCCGAGUAUGAAACUAUGAAUAAGUUCCGAAGCAUAAGUUUGCAUUUGUUUGAACAAUAAAUGAAUAUGUUUUUUUUCUCAUUUUA